GGAAAAAGAAACUUGACAUGACAAACAUCUUCAAUUUAAUCGUGCAGAUUUGCUGAGCUUGGGAAGGGUGCCUUGCAUCUUGCGCAUGGCUAUGACACGACCGUUUGUGGUUCUGAUUCUCUCUUGUUCUACCGCUUAAUUACUACCUAUAAAAUGCAACCGGCAUCGCGUACGCCCAACUCGAUAUUGCGGAAGCGCCUUGAUAAGGAAAAUGAAGAUGCACAUGGGAAGGCUGUGAAGCGCGUAAGAGGAAACAGGCGCGUCAGCUUUGCGCCAGCUGAUGAGCUUGAGACCAAGCACAUCUUCAAGCAGGACUUCCGUGAUGAUCACCCGUCGACCGCGGAGAUAGACGCGAGCCCCGUAGGCGGACUUAUUGCGGCCGCCGGUGCGGUUAACCCGCUACCUACUCUCAAUGCCCAACCAGAAGCUGCUCAGCAUGCAGGCCUUAAUUUGGCUGUGUUGCCAAGCCCCGAGCAACCCUCACCAUUAUCCAUGGACCUCACUAACAACAGCUUCGAGCAGCAAGGUCCUGUGGCAGCGUCCAUGGUGUCAGGCACAGCAGCGGGAGGAGACGCCGCAGGCCUGACCCUGCAGCCCAGCCAUUACCAGCACUCCCACGGCCACCACGAGUACACUCGUAACAUCACCAUGAACGUUCCCAACCUGUCCACGCUAGUGGAAGAGGAUGAGGAGGAGUACGACGCCACUAGUGGAGCUGUGGAUAGUAGCAACGCAGAGGCGUCAGUACAGGCGCAGUCGCCGAUCAGCCCCUUUGUGCUCAGGGAAAUGCAGCGGCGGAGUCACGAUACCGAGGGAAACCUGGAGCUGAAGAACCGCUGGGGCUUCGCGCCGGGUGCAGAGGACACGAUGGACGUGAACGUUGGCCACGCUGUUAUGGGCGAGACAACGUACAACAACGUCUAUGGGACGUGCACUACUGGCGACAUUACCAGGGCCAUCAAGGAGAGCAGUGCCGGCGGAAACCACCCGACGGGGCUCUUGGAGGGUGCCGCGGGUCGGGGCGCUGCGCAGCCGACCAUGCCUGCAAGAGCUGCUGCGGCAGGGGCAUUCGGCAGGCUGGGUUCUGGCACUGACGAUCAACUCCUGAACCCAACCUGCCGAGUGGCGGCUCUGCCACGCGCUGAUCUAGAAGCGGCACAACGAGCGGACGCGCUUGGUGCAGCGGCCCAGCCAUUUCACCAAACAGCCUUCCUGCAGCAGCAGCAGCCGGGCGCACAUGCAUCUCAGACACUGCCAAGGCAGGAGCCCCUUCAGCUGCCGCUAGGAGCCGCACCUCCCCAUGCACCCCUUCCACAGAACACGCCCUUCCUGGACAAUACCACGAAGCUGCUGGAGGACGACCAGACUUGGCGGCUGCCCGGUCAGGGUCGGAACUACGAUCGGGGCCGGCUGAGUGUCGCCAGCAAUAAGGUGCUGGGGCCGGCCGGGUAUCGCCGUGGGAUGCCCGAGGGCGGCGCGGGUGCGGGAGCAGGCGACCCCACGGUCACGCUCAACCCCACCACAAAGCUCCUGGCUACCAGCACGAUGCACACAGAGCGGCUGCUGGAGGACACCACGAACCAUAAGGCCGCUUAUGAGCACUUCCUCCGGGGAACGGCGGCUCGCCAGGUGCAGCCAUCACCUGCUCCUGCACCCAGGCCCGCCAUGCGCGCAGGGCAUGGCGAGGCCACCGCCAUCUCUAGCAGCGCCGCGGAGCUGCGGCGCCAAGCAGCCGCAGCCGCACAGGACAACACCGAGAUGUCCUUGGAGCUCCAUGUGGGCCACACCGCUGCCAACAAUGACCUGCUGGGCGAUGGAGGCCUGUCACUGGACGCAUUCGCGUUGCCGCCUGAGCCCUCGGUGACCCUGUCGCAGCAGCUGGCAAGCGGCGCCAGGGUGCAGUUGCGGGCGCCCCGGCCGUUGCUGCCUGGCGAGCGAGGGGGUGGUGGAGAGCUGUUGCACGUGUCAUCUAGCGGGCGUGCUGCGACUGCACAAAAGAUCACAUGCCAGGAGUUUCUCACCAUCAUUGACGUGAACUUCAACGAGAAGGUCUGCAGGACGUCCUACCUGCCGCAAGCCGACCCGCCGCCAACCUCUGUGGCGGAGGUGUACGAGGCUGCCGCCGUGGUGGCGCCCUACGUGGAGGCAUACCAGGCCAUGGUGCUGUCGGUGGCGGCCCGGCUCACAGACAUGCAGUCGCGGGUGCAGCAGCUGGAGGUUGAGCUGUCCGCCAACAACCCGGAGAUCUUCGUGGCAGUGCAGCAAAUGCCGCCGUUGCAGCUGGAGUCGGUGAAGGACCACGUGAUCAGCCUCAAGAAGCUCUGCCGCAUCCGCACUGUCAAGUCCAUCAAGCAGGCACACCUCGCCGCGCUGGACAACCUGCUGGUGCUGAUGUGCGCGGCCAGGGACAAGCUGCAGGCGGAGCUGGCGGCUGUCGCGGCAGACGUGGACAGCCUCAAGCGCUGCAAUCAGGGCAAGGUGGACCUCACGGCGGCGAUUUCACGCUGGUGCCAGGAGGACGAGAGGCGGCUGCAGGAGGCUGCCCAGCGGAAGAAAGCGGCGGAGGGCCACCUGCAGCGGCUCGAAGCGCUUCGCGCCCAGAACGCUGAGCGGCAACGGCGGCUGGAGGAGGCGCGCGCGGAACGGCAGGCCAUCCAGCAGAACAGGGUGCCCCUGGAGGUGUUGAAGAAGGAGCGCAAGGACAUAGAGGAGCGGGCGGAGGCCCUCGCGGCCCGCUGCAGCAAGGCAUCCAGCCUGACGCCUGGCCGCGAGUCGCAGAUGGCCCAAAAGAUUGCUGCGAAGAGCGAGGAGGUGGACGCACUGCUGGGCUUACAUUCGCUGCGACUGGACUUCUCCGACAUGGACCGCACGGGCCGGUUCAAUGUCGUAUUCCGGGGCGUGUACCGCAUCGAGUGCGACACGACGUCUGGUGGCAGCUGCCAGUUCAAUGUGUCCUUGCUUGAUGGCCCUGGCAAGCCUUGCCGCUGGGAGCCAAGCAUCACGGCGGCAUUCGGCGCGUCCGCUGCCGCGCUCUCCUGCAGCGUCCCGACCUGCCAGGUGCCCAUGCACUUGGAGGCCAUUCAGAAGCAGCUCAACCGCAUGUGGCGACUGGCGCGGCAGCUUGAGAGCUGCUGGAUGAAGUACAACUGCAUGCUGCAACCAAUCGUCGAGGCGGAGGAGGAAGGCCGUGGCCCAACGCUGCUGCUUCAGUUCCAGAAUGUCGUCACCUCAGCCAGGGUAGCCAUUCGAAUGCCCUGGCGCGCAGCGCUCCAGUCAGAUGCAUUUGCGCCUCCUCUUCGCGUGCAGAUGAAGAGCCUCGACCCGCCGGAGACACAGCAUGAGUACUGCGAUGCCCUUCUCGCCUCGGUUCUCAGCAAGUUGCCGCCAAGCACAGGGUACGUAGCGACGCUCUGCUACGCGAUGAGCGAGACGCUGCAGGUACGCAACGGCGCAGGCCAAACGGCCCUAAGGGAGGAUCCCGAAGCGGAGCCACUAAGCCGUACUCCACAGGUGGAGCCGCUCGAGGGGAAGCUCGCGGGCAGAACCUUUGAGAAUCCGUUGUUCACAUUUGCAGCGGCGUAGGUGUUAUGGGGCGUUACUCGAUGACUUGCCUGCAGUAUGGCGUAUCGCCUUGUAUGCCUCGGCCCCUUUUGGCAAGAGUGACGAGGUACCUUAUGCGGUCGCAUUUGCAGCGGUAAACAUUAUUUAGCGGACCCAUGUAUUGGACGUUGGGCGUUGCGGAUACAAGCGACCCUAAUUUGUGAGCUGUGGCUGAGCGGUUGGCCUACUUCCUAUCCGAGAGCCAAUGGUUAUCGCGGUGAUCUUCAAUGCAUUGGUAUAUUUUUGUGUUUUCGUUUUUCAUUUGCAUUGAUGGUAUAUGAGGAUGAGAAGGCCAGAAGGCAUUGGCCCUUUGAGGUUGCCACAAAACUGAGGGUCUAGUUAAUAUGUUAUAUUCUUGUGACGAUAAGUUCACCUGCACGGCUUUUUAUAGCACAGCGUUUAGCGCGUAACGAGCGCGCUACGAGAAAAUCUUAGAAACACCCUUAGAAUGUCGCUUCCUGGAUGCCAUGUGAAGGCGUACCUGAGGUUUAUGCUUAAGGACAGUUUCGUGAUGCAUUGCUAAAUGUAGUUGCAGUCUGGUAUAGGUGUAGGACAGGGCCGUACACCUCCCGUAAUAUUCCCUUAGAGCUCUGGGAACGCGAUCCUUGUUUGCGAGUAAUGUACUUUCACGUAGUUUUGGUUAGAGCAGUGACAAUUACCCUCCCAAAAUAGUGCGCCGCAGUAGGCUGAAGACUGCAUCCUCAUUGGCCUUCGCGCCGUGUUAAACAUGGCGGCCGUGGGAAGGGGGGACGUAGAAGCGCCCCCUUCCGCGCCCUGCCCAUAUGACAUAGACCCGGAGCAGCUACUUGCUAUGAAUGAGGCGAAGGACACAGCAGCCCUCAAGAGCGCAGGCGGGCCGCAGGGCUUGGCAAAAAAGCUUUACUCGGACCUGCAUAAAGGACUGGACCCUAACGGGCAAGGGCUGGCCUCUAUUCAAUCGCAUAGUGAAGUUUAUGGGGAGAACAGAUUCGUGGAGGUGCCUCCAAAGUCGUUUUUUGCCCUCGUUUGGGGCAACCUCCAGGACCCGGUCAUCAUCAUUUUAAUUUUCGCUGCGUUGGUCUCAACAGUGCUUGGCGCAGCCAUUCCCGACCAGCGGAAGGACGGAGAAUGGAUUGAGGGCGUAGCAAUUUGGGUGGCCGUCAUCCUAGUGGUGUCCGUCAGUGCCGGGAAUGACUACCAGAAGGACCGUCAGUUUCGCAAACUGAACGCACAAAAGGAUAAAAUCAUGGUGAAGGUGAUCCGUGGGGGCCACACAACCCUCGUAGAGAACACGGAACUCGUAGUGGGCGAUGUGUACAUCCUGGACACGGGUGACAAGGUCACAGCAGAUGGCGUUUGCUUUGACAGCCAGGGCCUCGUAAUAGACGAGGCGUCGCUGACGGGCGAGUCAGAUCCCAUCAAGAAGAACCCGGACGAGGAGUGCUGGGUGCGGUCAGGCACGCAGGUGACCGAGGGCAGUGGAAAGCUGCUGGUGGUUGCUGUGGGCCCUAACUCGGAGUGGGGUAAGACCAUGGCGCUCGUGGGCGAGGCGGGAGACGACGAGACGCCGCUGCAGGUGAAGCUCACCUGGGUGGCGAGCACAGUCGGCAAAAUCGGUUUUGGCGUCGCCAUUUGCUGCUUUGCGGCGCUGCUAAUCAAGUGGUGUGUGGUCAACAAUGGGUUCCCGUUGAAAAAGAUCAACCAAAACGGCCCCAUCCAGUUCUUCCUCUACUCCGUGACCAUUAUCGUGGUGGCGGUGCCGGAGGGGCUGCCGCUGGCUGUCACCAUUUCCCUGGCUUACUCCAUGAAGAAGAUGAUGAAGGAUAACAACUUUGUUCGCGUGCUGGCGGCUUGCGAGACCAUGGGCGGUGCGACGGCCAUUUGCUCCGAUAAGACCGGCACGCUCACGGAGAACCGCAUGACGGUGGUGGAGGGCUGGUUUGCGGGAAAGAGCUUUGACCACUGCCCCGCGCCGGAGGAGCUACCGCAAGAGGUUUGCGACGAGCUCAAGCUCAACAGCGCGCUCAACUCGAAAGCGGAUGUGCUUGAGGAUGGGCCGCGCCUGACCUUUGUGGGCAACAGGACGGAAUGCGCGCUGCUGAUGAUGCUGAAGACGUGGGGCUGUGACUAUGCCAGCGUGCGCGAGGAGUACGAUGCCAGCACCUUCAGGGUCUUUGGCUUCUCCUCCGCUAAGAAGAUGGCCUCCGCCACCAUCAAGUUUGCCGACAAGUUCCGCCAUUACAACAAGGGCGCAGCGGAGUGGGUGCUCAAGCGCUGCACGGCCAUGUACGACGGCUCCCGCAUCGUGCAAAUGAGCGACGCGGACCGCGCGCGCCUGGUGGAGGUCGUUACCUCCAUGGCUAAGCGCGGCCUGCGCUGCAUCUGCCUCACCUACACCGACUACCCCCUGGUGGACGACAGCCGCCCGGUGGAGUUCUUUGAGGACAGCGAUAACCUCGAUCGCAACCUGGUUUGCAUGGCCAUCGUGGGCAUCAAGGACCCCGUGCGCAAGGAGGUCCCUGAGGCGGUGCGCGUCUGCCAGCGUGCCGGCAUCGUGGUGCGCAUGGUCACCGGCGAUAACAUCCACACCGCACAGCACAUUGCGCGCGAGUGCGGCAUCCUCACGGACGACUGCAUUGCACUGGAGGGCCCCGAUUUCCGCAAGAUGUCGGCUCAGGAGCUGCUGCCGCUGCUGCCCAAGCUGCGUGUGCUGGCGCGCUCCUCGCCUGAGGACAAGCUGACCCUGGUUUCGGUGCUGAAGCAGCAGGGAGACGUGGUGGCGGUGACGGGCGACGGCACCAAUGACGCGCCUGCGCUCAAGGAGAGCGAUGUGGGCUUAGCCAUGGGCAUUGCGGGAACGGAGGUGGCGAAGGAGGCGGCGGACAUUGUCAUCAUGGAUGACAACUUCUCCUCCAUCGUCAAGUCGGUGCUAUGGGGCCGCUCUGUGUUCACCAACAUCCGCAAGUUCCUGAUGUUCCAGCUGACUGUUAACUUUGUGGCGCUGGUGAUUGCGUUCUUUGGCGCCGUCAUUGACGGGCACGAGCCGCUCAACGUGCUGCAGCUUCUGUGGGUCAACCUCAUUAUGGACACCAUGGGCGCGCUGGCUCUGGCCACGGAGGACCCCAACCCCGAGCUGCUGCUCAUGAAGCCGUACGGCAGGGAGGAGAACCUCAUCACGCGCAUCAUGUGGAAGCACAUCCUGGUGCAGGGCUGCUACCAGCUGUUUUGGAUGUUCUUCAUUCUGUACGGCGUUCCCAGCUUCCUGAACGCGCCCAAGUUCGAUGGCCGCUACGAUAUUGAAAGCCGCCAGACUUGGUGGGCGCGGGAGUGCACCACCGUGCUGACGGACUCGCGGAGGGUUGAGCUCUGCAACUACAUGAACGUCUGUGGCUUCCCGUAUUUUCACCCCGACUCAGCGUCGCGCAAUAGCCCGUCCUGUGACCUUUACCCGAUGUGGCAGAACGGCACCAACCCCACCACCAAGUAUGUACCCUCCGACGCGCGGACAGCGAUGUGCGAUGCCAACGUGAUCCCGCCGACGACGGGCGGUGACUGCGAGAUUUACAACCUGUGGAAGACAGCGGAGACGAAGAUGAAGGAGGACUACGUCACCUUCCAGGAGGUUGAGUACCGCCCGGCGCUGUCGGUGCUCUUCAACGCCUUCAUCUUUUGCCAAAUCUUCAACGAAAUCAACGCCCGCCGUAUCAACGAUGAGUACAGCAUCUUUGCCGGGCUGUUCACCAACCCCAUCUUUGUCGCGGUGAUCGUUGUUACCGUGGUCUUCCAAGUCAUCAUUAUCAACGUCCCGUUCAUUAACAACAAGUUCUUCAAGGUGCAGCGGCUCAACUGGCAGGAGUGGCUGAUCACGGUUGCAAUUGGUGCCGGGGCCAUCCCGCUGAGCUACAUCACCCGCUUUGUCACGAAGAACCUGCCGGACAAUUGCCUGCGUGGCACGCGUGUGCAUGCUAGCACAGGGCGAGCGCUGUCAGGCAAGCCAAGUAACGUGCGGAAUACCUCGGGAGGCCGGACUGUGUCGGGAGGCGGCCGAACCAUGUCCGGUGGGUCCCAGUACCACGGUCGAACAGGGUCGGGUAAUCCGGCUCCGUCGCAUGCAUACAGCAAGAGCCCGUGAUCCAAGCGGUGACGUGUUUCUAGCUGCAGGGAUGUAGGGGCAAUUGGGCUUGGUGAUAAGAACAGGGAUGCCGGUGGGGGCUACAUCUAACGCUGACACCACCCGCAGACGUGUGCCUGUAGCCGGGUGCUGCAAGCGCAAUGCUACAUGCCAUGCGGCAAAGGCAGUGGGAGAUUUCUCCCAGCAUCGUUUUAGGCUGACGGAUAUAUUGGUUUCAAUAAAGGACUGGACUAAUGGUUUGCCUGCAUGGUUUGCCUGCGCUGGACGGAACACGUAGAGUCAGGGAGGGAACGCAAGCUGGCUGCACCGGCACCUUGGGGGCGCAUUCCCUUCGCACCAGUGCAUUCUGGCCCUGUUUAUGUUUUGGUGAUUAAGGUUGUGUGGUGUCAUUGUUGUGCCGUCGUGAUCUAAAGGUCGGAGCCGUUGGGAUGAUAGCUGCACUGGUGCGCGCUGUGUGCGCCCUAUCAGAAGCGCCUGACGAACCUAUUUGGAAGAGCCCCUUCCAGGAACUCAACCCGUAGCAUGAGUGGACGGACAGUUUGACUCCUCUUGGAGUCCCCGUUUGACUCUUUGACCGUUUGUGUUGCACUACGGGGGGUGCGGCCCUCGGCGGCGGCAGCCUGCGUCCGAACCGCACGGCGGGCGGUGCGUCCUCGGUCGCCGGGGGCGGGCAGAGCAAGUCAGGACCCACAUGACACAAGCAUGGCUAGCUCUCGCCACGGGGGUGGGCCUGAAGAUCGCAGCCGAGUUGUGUGCCGUCUGCGUGCCGCCACUCCUGCGUGCCCCGUGUAUGGGCGGGUGUUGGGCGGUCUGGUGUCAUGGUGUGCAUUUCUUUCCAGUGCGUCGCUUGUAUGCACACGGAUUUAUGAGCAUAAGGGCGUUUAGUUGGAUGGAAGUACCGUAAUGGGUGCUUGUGAGUCACGUGUUUGUAUCUGAUGGCAGGAGGAUGUAACGGUGAUGUAUACGGUUGUGGUGACUGGAUAUAUGGAUAUAGGAUGGCUCGGGCGAGCGUGCGCAUCUGUGUCUUUGGGUCCUAUGUGGGGAUGCAUGAGGGUAGGGGGGAGUGGGGCGGGGUUGCUUGUGCUAGGUAUGGGUGGCAGCUGGAUAGGGAAGUGAGGGGUUCAGUUCAAUAAGUGGGCUCAUAAGUUUUUAUUCGGGCAAAGUGGGGGUUGAAUGGUAUUAUACGCAAGACGUUCAGGGGUAUACGCCUAAUGUUUUGGGAGUAUAGUCCGUUACAUGCAACGAGUCACGAUACCGCUGGUUAAUGUGCUGUAUAGCGGUCGUAUGUUGACGUCGUCCGGCUACUCGGCGCUAUGCCACCUGCCGUGUCUCGGCUUGGACGUUUCACAGCUGGCAUGCAUGGGCAGGCGGCAUACCGACAGGUAUUGUUUGUGAUUUUACAGUCUAUAAGGGUAAACCGUCGACGGUAGUACGAAUUUGAACUGAUAAAUGUGACAAUAGGAUUUUGUCACGGGCCUUACCGCCGCUCUUAUGUGUGCGCCUUUUGCAUGCAGGAGCGCCCCUGUGCCCUGGCUUUGAGCACGUUUCCUGGACCUGUGGUUACCGAAUCAGGCCUGUGGAAACUGCUGAACGUUUUUCGAGGGAGUUUUUGUGCUUUUACAGGCAUUGGAUUAAAUAUUUGCGUCGGUUGCAUGCGCUGUUUCUGUCGAAUAUAUGAGGGACAGUCGUGCAAGAUGUGCGGGUUACCCCGUAGUUUGGAUCGCUCACGAGCCAUAUCCUCCCAGUUACUUCUAGUAAUUUCCACGUUUUGGGCGAUGUGUUCAAGAUUCAUGUACUGCUGAGGUUUUCUUUCGUACAGGCCCAUACAUGUUGGUGACGCUGUAUGUGCACCGCAGAUACCCGACCUUAUACACACGAACACAGCCCAACAGCUGCAAUGCUGCAUUUUGGGCAAGCUCUCUCGCAUGCAUCCUCAUUGUAAAACAAGUUAGGCAA
Astrephomene gubernaculifera is the source of this 9667-nucleotide messenger RNA. NCBI's taxonomy places the organism in Eukaryota, Viridiplantae, Chlorophyta, Chlorophyceae, Chlamydomonadales, Astrephomenaceae. The record is from the annotation of a GenBank genome assembly.